Messenger RNA from Sorghum bicolor (sorghum), 1814 nucleotides. RefSeq names its product 24-methylenesterol C-methyltransferase 2. Gene Ontology annotation, biological process: steroid biosynthetic process. Gene Ontology annotation, molecular function: S-adenosylmethionine-dependent methyltransferase activity. The transcript has a single exon. Lineage: Eukaryota; Viridiplantae; Streptophyta; Magnoliopsida; Poales; Poaceae. The record is from RefSeq and is a predicted model, not a curated record. Bases 256 to 1359 code for a protein of 367 amino acids.
CAUCGGUCCCGGCGCAGCCGUCCGAUCAGAUCGCAGCCAGCCGCCCCCCACACGCGCCGCGCUCAGCGCUGUACUGCUUGCUACACAAAAAAAUCGCCUUGCUCUGAGCCCCCGCUUGCUAUUAUAUCCUGAGCCCACCCAAAUCCCCUCGUCCUCCUGUUCAUUUCAUUUCCUCUCCUCUCUCCCCCCACCUCCUCCCUCCUCCUCCUUCCUCGCCGCUCGCCGUUGAAGAGGGAGGCCCUCGGGCCGGCGGGAAUGGAGGCGGCGACGAUGGCGUGGACGGCGGCGGUGGUCGGGGUGGGGCUGGUGUACUGGUUCGUCUGGGUCAUGGGCGCGGCGGAGGUGAAGGGCAAGCGGGCGGUGGAUCUCAAGAUGGGAUCCAUCACGCGGGACAAGGUGCAGGACAAGUACACGCAGUACUGGUCCUUCUUCCGCCGCCCCAAGGAGACGGCCACCACCGCGGCGUCGGCGGAGAAGGUGCCGGCCUUCGUCGACACCUUCUACAACCUCGUCACCGACAUCUACGAGUGGGGCUGGGGCCAGUCCUUCCACUUCUCCCCGUCGCUCCCAGGCCGCUCCCACCGCGACGCCACGCGCGUCCACGAGGAGCGCGUCGCCGACCUCCUCGGCGCCAGGCCAGGCCACCGCCUCCUCGACGUCGGCUGCGGCGUCGGCGGGCCCAUGCGCGCCAUCGCCGCGCACUCGGGAUCCAACGUCGUCGGCAUCACCAUCAACGAGUACCAGGUGAACCGCGCCCGCGCGCACAACCGCAAGGCCGGCCUCGACUCCCCGCGCUGCGAGGUCGUCUGCGGCAACUUCCUCUCCAUGCCCUUCCCCGACGGCUCCUUCGACGGCGCCUACUCCAUCGAGGCCACCUGCCACGCGCCCAGGCUGCAGGACGUCUACGGCGAGGUCUUCCGCGUGCUCAAGCCGGGCGGGUUCUACGUCUCCUACGAGUGGGUCACCACCCCGCUGUACCGCGCCGAGGACCCCGAACACGUCGAGUGCAUCCACGGCAUCGAGCGCGGCGACGCGCUCCCGGGGCUCCGCCGCCAGGACGAGAUCUCGUCCAUCGCCAAGGAGGUCGGCUUCGAGGUGGUCAAGGAGCAGGACCUGGCGCUUCCCCCCGCGCUGCCCUGGUGGACGCGCCUCAAGAUGGGCCGCGUCGCCUACUGGCGCAACUCCCUCGUCGUCCGCGUGCUCACCAUGCUCCGGAUCGCGCCCAAGGGUGUCUCCGAGGUGCACGAGAUGCUGUACGAGACCGCGCAGCACCUCACCCGCGGCGGCGAGACCGGCAUCUUCACGCCCAUGCACAUGGUGCUCCUCCGCAAGCCUGUCUCCACCGAGGAGGCGAAAUAGUGUAAGAUUACACAUCACCACCCAUCAAUUACUACUACUCACCCACCGCAAGAGGGAGAGGGAGGAAGGAAGAAGAUGCAGGAGAAAUAAUUUAUCUGGCAGAAGCAGCAGAGGUAAGAAGAAGAAGAAGAGCAGGCUACUCGGCGACUUGAAGAAGUAAAAUUUGAUCUGUUAGAGAAGAAGAUACUACUAGGAACCAUGCUUCUCUGGUUUACUCUUUUUUCUUGUUAUUACUAGUAGCUUUCAAUUUUAAUUUUAGUUUUUUGGUGGAAGGAUUAUUCAGGGGGGCGAGGUUGGGGUUUAAAUUUAAAUUUGUUUUCGCUUGCUUAGAUCGGUGGAGAUCCAUCUAUCAUCUAUCAUCAUCUUCAUCAACCAUGUUUUGUCUGCAACAAUACAUUGGAAUUGAAUUCCCUAAUUGUCAGUAGUGCUGCUGCGGCCCUGCUCGCUUAUGGCUU